Sapajus apella (tufted capuchin) is the source of this 1555-nucleotide messenger RNA. It is a transcript of the gene RABEPK, whose product is annotated as Rab9 effector protein with kelch motifs. The transcript has 8 exons. Lineage: Eukaryota; Metazoa; Chordata; Mammalia; Primates; Cebidae. The record is from RefSeq and is a predicted model, not a curated record. Gene Ontology annotation, molecular function: protein binding. Bases 386 to 1528 code for a protein of 380 amino acids.
UGCCAGGUCCAUUGGUAGGCUCUCAGAAUGAAUCUGACAGGCCCAGCUCCCUAGGAACUUAGUCUAGUGGAAUUUAGUCUAGAAUGUAGUCUAGGGGCAUUAAAUAAAUAAAGGCAUUCCAAGUGAUUCCUGCAGUGGUGGUGGCUUAAUACCUUCAGAGCCCAGUGGGUGGGAGAAGGAAGUAACUUGGAAGAGGGUGGAAGAGAAAAGUGACAAAUCAGUUAAGGUUUCACUAAGGAAGGGACUUUUGAACUGGGCUUUCAAGGUUGACUAGGAGUUUGCAAAUUUCCCAGAAGGGAAGCGACACUCCAGAUAGGGGAAGCAGCACAGACUGCAAGACUAUGAAAAGGCCUGACAUAUUACACGAACAGCAAAAAGCCCAACAAUGCAAGAGAUUGUGGAGGACACCAUGAAGCAGCUGCCAAUCUUGGAACCUGGAGACAAGCCCAGGAAAGCAUCAUGGUACACCUUGACUCUCCCUGGAGACAGCCCCUGUGCUCGAGUUGGCCACAGCUGUUCGUAUUUACCCCCAGUUGGUAAUGCCAAGAGAGGGAAGGUCUUCAUUGUUGGGGGAGCAAAUCCAAACAGAAGCUUCUCAGAUGUGCACACCAUGGAUCUUGGAAAACACCAGUGGGACUUAGUUACCUGCAAGGGCCUCUUGCCCCGGUAUGAACAUGCUGGCUUCAUUCCUUCCUGCACACCUGACAGUAUCUGGGUAUUUGGAGGUGCCAACCAAUCAGGAAAUCGAAAUUGUCUACAAGUCCUGAAUCCUGAAACCAGGACAUGGACCAUGCCAGAAGUGACCAGCCCCCCACCGUCCCCAAGAACAUUCCACACAUCAUCAGCAGCCAUUGGAAACCAGCUGUAUGUCUUUGGGGGCGGAGAGAGAGGUGCCCAGCCUGUGCAGGACGUGAAGCUGCAUGUGUUUGACGCAAGCACUCUGACCUGGUCACAGCCAGAGACACUCGGAAAUCCUCCAUCCCCCCGGCAUGGCCAUGUGAUGGUGGCAGCAGGGACAAAGCUCUUCAUCCAUGGAGGCUUGGCAGGGGACAAAUUCUAUGAUGAUCUCCACUGCAUUGAUAUAAAUGACAUGAAAUGGCAGAAGCUAAGUCCCACUGGCGCGGCUCCAGCAGGCUGUGCUGCCCACUCAGCUGUGGCUGUGGGAAAACACUUGUACAUCUUUGGUGGAAUGACUCCUGCAGGAGCACUGGACACAAUGUACCAGUAUCACACAGAAAAGCAGCAUUGGACCCUGCUUAAGUUUGAUACUUUUCUACCCGCUGGACGAUUGGACCACUCCAUGUGUAUCAUUCCAUGGCCAGUGACAUGUGCAUCUGAGAAAGAAGAUUCCAAUUCUCUCAGUCUGAACCAUGACACUGAGAAAGGGGAUUCAGCUGACACAGUAAUGACCCACAGUGGUGACUCACAUGAGGAAAGCCAGGAUGAUACACUGCUCUGUUUUGUGUUUGGUGGGAUGAAUACAGAAGGGGAAAUCUAUGAUGAUUGUAUUGUGACUGCAGUUGACUAAUAAAACCCACGUUUUCAUUACCUGUCA